Dothidotthia symphoricarpi CBS 119687 is the source of this 873-nucleotide messenger RNA. RefSeq lists its product as uncharacterized. The record is from RefSeq and is a predicted model, not a curated record. Bases 165 to 680 code for a protein of 171 amino acids. The transcript has a single exon. Lineage: Eukaryota; Fungi; Ascomycota; Dothideomycetes; Pleosporales; Dothidotthiaceae.
CGAAGAUUCACAGUGCUUGUCUUACAAUUUCCUCACCAUGUUGCCAGGUCGAAUCACUGCAGUAUAUACCCCAAUACCAAAACACUCUUGUCGUUAUACUGAGUAAAACAAUCAUUCCAACUCCAAAUUCUAAGACACUGACAACUGCUUCAAACACAUAAAUAAUGUCCAGCUCUCCCACAACAGACAAAACCUCCAUGUACCCUGAACAGUUCUGGGCCCUUGUGACCAGGCCCCAUUCUCAGGAAAAUCGCAACGCUCAGCGGACUAAAGACACCAAAGAACUUGAGCGAUGGCUGAACUACGCAGAUGAGGAAGAUUAUAAGCCAGCAAAGAAGACAAACAAAAGUAUUUCCCGUCUUCAGACCAGUAGGGAGGAUGUGCAGAUGCCAUGUCGUUCGCGAGUCGACUCUGUUCAAUCCGAUGCUAGUGCUCACACAUCUUCUGGCUCUAACGCAGAUACUCUGAAGGAGAUAUGGUCGAGAAAUGGGGACGAAUCUGCAUCUGCAAAGGGUUCGGCGCGUAUAGAGGGAUUAGGAUUCUUUCCUCGAUUUCCGCUCCCGUCGUGUGCGCGUGAGGAAGCAGAUGAGGAGUGGGCAGAUGAGAGGCUGAAAGCGGAGAGCGAGGCGCGGAAUCGUGGUGUGAUGAAGAAGGUGGUGGAGUUCUUUAAGGGUGUAUAGAGCAAGGCGUUGAUGGGUCAGAAGCUUCGAAAGAAAAAAGGCAUGAUGAGAUCUGGAGUUCGUUGCAAAACGGACAAGCACACAGUCGUGAUUUUUGGAGCACAAUGAGUCUUUGGUCCCCACGCCUCCUCAACCGCCGAUGCAACGAUGUAGAAGCUCCAAUCCAUUCAAGUUCAUCUCUUCGUUUCCGCGU